GCCAUAUCUCUCACAGAAAACAUCUGAAACCAACAAAACGUUUGCCAAAAUUCCCUUGAGUUUCUCUCCCCCUGUUUGGAUUCCCGAAUACCAUAUUCCAACCUCGAUUAACAAACCAUGGCUUCCCAGACAGAGCCUUGGCUAAUGGAAAACGGAAGCCUCAAGCGUUUAACCAAAGAACAUCGACAUGGCCAUGGUCGAACAGCUCACAACAUGUCGUCCUCUUCCUUACGCAAAAAGUCCGAUUUAACUCUUGUCUCCAAAAUCCAAUUAGGCUGUCUUCGCAAGUUCCUUAUCAAUCUUCAGGAGGUCAUUUUGGGAACUAAACUUUCCAUUCUCUUCCCUGCUAUUCCGCUCGCUAUUGUCGCUCAGAGUUUUGGCUUUGGAAGACCUUGGAUUUUUGCAUUGAGCUUGCUUGGCCUCACGCCAUUGGCUGAACGUGUCAGUUUUCUGACCGAGCAAAUCGCUUAUUUCACUGGUCCAACAGUUGGGGGGCUUUUGAAUGCAACAUGUGGAAAUGCAACGGAGCUGAUAAUUGCAAUUCUUGCAUUGACACAAAGAAAGAUAGACGUGGUGAAGUAUUCUCUUUUGGGUUCUGUUCUUUCAAACCUUCUUCUUGUUCUUGGAACCUCUCUCUUCUGUGGUGGCAUUGCAAAUCUUAGAAGGGAACAGAAUUAUGACAGAAGGCAAGCUGAUGUCAACUCCCUGAUGCUGAUGCUUUCGUUACUGUGCCACCUAUUGCCGUUAUUGUUUGGCUACGCCGCCUCCUCCACUGCCACGGCCGCCGCCUCCACCCUCCACCUAUCCAGAGCCAGCAGCAUUGUAAUGCUCUCGGCUUACAUUGCUUACUUGGUCUUCCAACUCUGGACUCAUCGGCAACUAUUUGAAGCCGAGGAAGUUGAAGACGACGACGUUCCUGGAGAAGAGGCAGUGAUUGGAUUCUGGAGUGCAUUUGCAUGGCUGGUAGGAAUGACACUCCUUAUUGCUUUGCUGUCCGAAUACGUUGUCAACACAAUUGAGGAAGCAUCUUCUACUUGGGGUUUGUCUGUGAGCUUCCUUAGCAUAAUCUUACUCCCUAUAGUCGGAAAUGCGGCCGAACAUGCCGGGGCUAUCAUAUUUGCCUUCAAGAAUAAGUUGGACAUAUCUUUGGGGGUUGCUUUGGGAUCUGCAACACAAAUUGCAUUAUUUGUGAUUCCACUGUGUGUGAUAGUUGCUUGGACAAUGGGAGUGGACAUGGACCUGAAUUUCAACCUGAUGGAAACAGGGUCACUUGGAUUGGCCAUUAUUGCCACAGCCUUUACUUUACAAGAUGGAACCUCUCACUAUAUCAAAGGCCUUGUUCUUCUUCUUUGCUACAUUAUCAUUGCUGCUUGCUUCUUUGUUUCCAAGACACAAGAAGAUGGUAAAAAUGCCCCCAACUUGGAACUCCAAUCUUCAAACCAAGCAAUCUUCAAAGCUUAAAGGUUCAGAAAUAUUCUCAAAUCUUCAAUUUCGAAAUGAGAGGGACUCUCGUGAAAUAUCAUUUGUGAAGAAGGACCAAAAAAAAAAAAAAAAAAAAUCAAAUGGGUUUGUUCUUAACUUCUUUGAUUUCAAAAUUGGCCUCGAUCGGUUGCCUGCCUGCUGGAAAGCUUAGAAAAUUUGAAGAUGUUGGGAGUUUGAUGAAGGCAGUUUGUGGGCUAAAAAUCAAGCAUGCAAAAGUCUGCGGCUUUAUAUAUGCAAUAUUUGUAUGAUUUUAUUAUUAUUAUUUUAUAUGCAUUAUUUAAGUUUUUGUUUUGAAUUUUCUUGUUCGUUCCUGCUCUUGUGCGUUAAUUGUUGUAAUGAAAAAUCAUGUCCUAAUUUCUGCUUU
Messenger RNA from Benincasa hispida (wax gourd), 1846 nucleotides. RefSeq names its product vacuolar cation/proton exchanger 3-like. Gene Ontology annotation, molecular function: calcium:proton antiporter activity. Gene Ontology annotation, biological process: intracellular calcium ion homeostasis; calcium ion transmembrane transport. Lineage: Eukaryota; Viridiplantae; Streptophyta; Magnoliopsida; Cucurbitales; Cucurbitaceae. Gene Ontology annotation, cellular component: plant-type vacuole membrane. The record is from RefSeq and is a predicted model, not a curated record.